This is a messenger RNA of Papaver somniferum (opium poppy), 1212 nucleotides long. RefSeq lists its product as uncharacterized. The record is from RefSeq and is a predicted model, not a curated record. The coding region runs from base 1 to 1212 and encodes 403 amino acids. The transcript has 2 exons. Gene Ontology annotation, molecular function: nucleic acid binding. Lineage: Eukaryota; Viridiplantae; Streptophyta; Magnoliopsida; Ranunculales; Papaveraceae.
AUGCAAGAUUAUGAUAAAUGGAUCAAUGAUUAUGCUCUUAUUGAGAGACAUGCAGAAGACCAAUUUGUUCAAAGGAACAAAAACUUAAAAGUUGCAGACCUAAUUGUGGAUGGUGUAUGGCAAAUUCCAGCACAAAUGUUCAACUUCUUUGAGAAGAAUGAAAUUCCAGCCAUUGGUGAAGGCCCUGACAAACUGAUAUGGGAGAAAGAUUUAAAUGGACAGAUUUCUGUUUCUAGUGCAGCACAGCAAAUAAGAAACAAAUAUCCAGCUUUGGCUUGGACAAAGCAAGUUUGGGAUUCCAGUGUACAUCCUUAUACAUCUGCUAAUGCAUGGAAGAUCGUAAGAGGAGCUUGUGCCACUGAAGAAGCUGUAAGGAAGAAGGGAUUUCUAACUGUAUCAAAGGGUUAUCUAUGUGGAAAUGCACAUGAUAAAAUGAAUCACAUACUGUGGGAAUGUUCAUUCAACAUCAAAAUAUGGCACUGGAUGGGAGGUAUUUUUAGCUUCCUUAAUCCUUCAUCAUUUGAAGAAGUGUUGAAAUUUGCUAAAGGCAAAAGUAAAGCAAUACAUGAAAUUUGGUAUGAUAGUGCAUUCAAGGUGAUGGUGGAACUCUGUCAUACAAGAAAUAAGAAGAUUUAUGAGAAUGAAACACCUAAAUUUGAAAAAACCACACAUGGUAUAUUGUCUUACACAAAGGAAUGUGGUAUGAGAUUGAAAGGAUCAAAAUGGAGCAACAUGUAUGAUCUGCAGGUUUUACUUCAUUUUGGAAUUAUAGGAAUUGCUACAAAAAUGACAGUUGUAAAACAAUGUUACUUCAAGCUACCUACAAGAGGACAAGUGUUGAUAUGUUGUGAUGGUGCAUCAAAAGGCAAACCUGGGAAUGCAAGUCUAGGCUUUGUGGCAAGGAAUGAUACUGGAGAAUGUUUGGGAGCAGCUUCUGGAGGUUUCGGAGUUGCAACAAACUAUUUGGCAGAAGUAAUGGCCUUAAUAGUUGUUGGUGAAUGGGCUGUGAAGAAAGGAUAUCAAAAGAAUUUUGCGGGAAUUAAUGGCAGGAGCGAAGCAGAAUUGGAGAUGGAUUUCUCGGCGAGUUUUGACGAGAUUCAAGGGUUGAGUUUUGUUGGGAUUGUCCUGUUAGAGCAUAAGAAAGCUGGUAUGGGUGUUUUGAUCGAACGAAUAGGGCUAUAUAUCCGUGCUGGAGCGAAACAGAGAAGGUGA